This is a messenger RNA of Penaeus chinensis, 959 nucleotides long. RefSeq names its product tolloid-like protein 2. The record is from RefSeq and is a predicted model, not a curated record. Gene Ontology annotation, molecular function: serine-type endopeptidase activity. NCBI's taxonomy places the organism in Eukaryota, Metazoa, Arthropoda, Malacostraca, Decapoda, Penaeidae. The transcript has 6 exons. Bases 106 to 612 code for a protein of 168 amino acids.
UCGUCUGAGACAUCAUCGCGCUCGGAAGCUUCUGAAACCACUUCGCGGAUCAUUCGAAGUUCCGAAACACUUGACUCCUUAUUUGCCAACUGUUAAGGAAUCAUAAUGUCGUACCUUGGCCUGUGUUUGCUGCUGCUAUCAUCAGCAACGGCGUUGGCGUUUUACAACGAAGUUGAUGGUUCUUCAGUGACCUCGCCCGUGCCGUGUGGGUCGUGGGUUUGGAUUCCCACAGGGGCCAGUGUCACUUUCACCUCGCCUAAUUACCCCGACGACUAUACCUGGACGAAGUGUUACUGGAAGUUUUACGCUAACUCCUCUGACGCCCAGAUUGAGAUCAACUGCUCAGACUUCCAGCUUCAGGAUAGUGUUCUAGGAGUGUGUCUCAGUGAUGUACUCACCAUAGAGUCCGGGCUGUUCAACUGCAAAAGCUUCUGUGGCAGCGAAGGACCGCAAUCGGAGCUCGUGAAUUCCCAGUGGGCUAGCGUCAAGUUCAAGGCAGAUCUGCUCACUCACUAUAGAGGGUUCACCUGUACCGCCACCGCUGUUGGAAACUCUAAGACCCAGUGGUCACGACAACGGCACCAGUGGCCGUCACAACCACAGCCCCAGUGAUCACCACCACAGCCCCCGUGGUCGUCACAACCACAGCCCCAGUGGUCGUCACAACCACAGCCCCCGUGGUCGUCACAACCACAGCCCCAGUGGUCGUCACAACCACAGCACCAGUGGUCGUCACAACCACAGCCCCCGUGGUCGUCACAACCACAGCACCAGUGGUCGUCACAACCACAGCCCCAGUGGUCGUCACAACCACAGCACCAGUGGUCGUCACAACCACAGCCCUGCCCUGAAUCCCUGCCCACAUCCAUAUCACUACGCCAGAGAGUUAAAGUGUUGAAAUUAGGCACAUCACUUUUAAGAACUUGGAAAGAGAUAUGGCAAUUAAAACGUGACAGGCA